Molecule: messenger RNA, 833 nt
Organism: Eptesicus fuscus (big brown bat)
Lineage: Eukaryota; Metazoa; Chordata; Mammalia; Chiroptera; Vespertilionidae
Gene: DERL3
Product: derlin 3
Exons: 7
Coding region: 6-701 (231 amino acids)
Biological process (GO): endoplasmic reticulum unfolded protein response
Cellular component (GO): Hrd1p ubiquitin ligase ERAD-L complex; endoplasmic reticulum membrane
Molecular function (GO): ubiquitin-specific protease binding; misfolded protein binding
Source: RefSeq, a predicted model, not a curated record
GUGCAAUGGCGUGGCGGGGGCUGGCGGCCGAGUUCCUGCAGGUGCCGGCAGUGACCCGCGCUUACACCGCGGCCUGCGUCCUAACCACAGCUGCCGUGCAAUUGGAUCUCCUGAGCCCCUUCCAGCUCUACUUCAACCCGCACCUCGUGUUCCGGAAGUUCCAGGUCUGGAGGCUCCUCACCAACUUCCUCUUCUUCGGGCCCCUGGGAUUCAGCUUCUUCUUCAACAUGCUCUUCGUGUUCCGCUACUGCCGCAUGUUGGAGGAGGGUUCCUUCCGCGGCCGCACGGCUGACUUCGUCUUCAUGUUUCUCUUUGGGGGCGUCCUUAUGAUUCUGCUGGGGCUCCUGGGCAGCCUGUUCUUCCUGGGCCAGGCCCUCACAGUCAUGCUGGUGUACGUCUGGAGCCGCCGCAGCCCUCAAGUGAGGGUCAACUUCUUCGGCCUCCUCACCUUCCAGGCGCCAUUCCUGCCCUGGGCACUCAUGGGCUUCUCAAUGCUACUGGGCAACUCGAUCCUCGUGGACCUGCUGGGGAUUGCUGUGGGACACAUCUACUACUUCCUGGAAGAUGUCUUUCCCCACCAGCCGGGAGGCAAGAGGCUGCUGCUGACCCCCGGCUUCCUGAAGCUGCUACUGGAUGCCCCAGAAGAGGACCCCGAUUACCUGCCCCUCCCCGAGGAACAGCCAGGACCCCUGCAGCAGUGACCCCACCAGGGCAGGGCCAGCCCCAGGAGCCUGCAUCCCACCAUCUGUCAAACCUGUUCUGGAGGCUGGCCAUCCGAAUAAACAGAGUAACUUGCAGCCUCUUUGACCACAGCACUGGCUCCCCUUGCCUCG